CGCACACUGAUACACACUCGUGUAUGCAUAUGCGAUCUGGGUUUUGUGUAUUUGUAUGCGAUUUCAAUCUUAUUGUUCCUUAAAUGCGUUUGCGUAUAAGCAUGUAUGCAUACUCGCAAGUGUUUUUUUUUUUCCAAUUCGUGGGCAAGUUUGUGGCUUCAGUGAUUAGACUGCUUCAUACGGGAAGUGAUGAAAUUUUCUGUCCUGUUGGGUUAAAUUCGUCAUCUUUUGGUUUGUUUGGAUUCAGAUUGUCCGAAAGUUUCCACCUUUUUUUUUGUCUGAUUGUGAACACGUCUGAAUCGUGUUUGGGUUUAUGUCCAGGCGAUGGGCACCUGAAGUGAAUCCUUUCUGUUUGUUUGGACUUGGGUUUAGCUUAAACCUGUUCUUAUUGUUCGGUGAAAAUUGAUGCAAAUCUUCGAUUUAAUCCCUCGUCUAAAGAGUUGCUUAUUAUAUCUACAUGUAUAUAACACCUUUGUCUGUUCCAUCGUAAAAGUCUCGGCCUUUCUGCAAGUUUUUUGAGUUCUGCUCUGUUGGAGGGAGCGAUGUCGAAAGCCGAGGCAGGGAUUUACCAAGAAAUGGUGGUUCAUGGCGGUAGGGUUCGGCUCAGUUCAAGCCGGUCUAGGCCGAGGAAGCUUCGGAUCCUCGGCUCCAAGAUUCCUGACCUGAAUUCAGAUCCUCCAGAAGUCGAAGACGAAGGCCAAGGAUCGAGAGAAAUGACUCAAACCCUGUUGGAUUUAAAACCUCAGGAUGCAGAUUAUGUUUCAGAAAACGUUCCUCAGCUCGCUUACGAGCUGGAAAUCGAGAUCUUAGCCCGAGUCCCACGCUUCGAGUACUGGAAACUCUCCUUUCUCAACAAGCGGUUUUCCCGUUUGCUGAAGAGCGGCGAGAUUUUCAGGGUGAGACGAGAACGCAGGUUCACCGAACCAUCCGUUUUCAUGCUCUCCAGCGGCGACACUUGCUGGACAAGCUUCGACGAAAACUUUGGAAACUUCCAGAAGCUUCCGGAACUUCCCUCGGAUAUCUGCUUCUCUUGCGGCGAUAAGGAAUCAUUCUGCGUCGGAACUCAGCUGAUCGUUACUGGAAAAGAGGAGAAAAACGUUGCUGUUUGGCGAUACGAACUUGAAUCCAACAAAUGGUUCAAAGGUCCUGCAAUGAUCACUCCGAGGAUCUUGUUCGCCUCGGGGAAAUGUGGAACGACCGCGUUUAUCGCUGGUGGGAUCAAGAUCGAUGAAAACGGGUCUUCAGAGGUCGUGAAUAGCGCGGAGAAGUACGAUUCCGAGACGAAAACAUGGAUGGAAAUCCGGGGGAUGAAUAAGAGGAGGAAAUUCUGCUCGGGUUGUUACUUGCGUGGCAAGUUUUACGUUCUCGGGGGCAGGGACGAGAACAACUGUAACCUAACUUGCGUAGAAAGUUACGAUGAGGCAACAGACACGUGGGAACUCAUCCCCGACAUGCUCAAAGACAUGCCCUUCUCGUCGUUCCAGUCGCCGCCGCUAAUCGCAGUCGCUAACGAUGAGCUUUACUCGCUCGAGACAUCGACCAAUGAGCUCCGCGUUUACGACGCAAACGCAAACGCGUGGAAGAAACUAGGGGUGGCGCCUGUGAGAGCAGAGUUUAACAACGGUUGGGGCAUUGCGUUUAAAUCGCUAGGGGAUAGGAUUCUGGUGAUUGGAGCCUCGUCGGCUCCGUCGUGGGUGGAGACAAUGUCCGUUUACACGUGUCGCCCGUCGCCAAACGCUGAGGAGCUGCGUUGGGAGGAGGUUAAACGCUGCUGUGGCGUUCGGCUCAGCCACUUUAUUCUGUGUUGUUCUGUUAUGUUCGCUUAGAACCAUAUGGAACGGAUUGGGGAUUGUGUGUGUGAUUAAUAAGUUGCGGCGAUUCAGACGCCGAAACGUUAUUGCGAUUGCGGUUAUUUCGCGUGUUGGUGUGAGAAUUUAACGUUAUUGCGACCCGGAAUUUAGCGUUUGCGUCUCACGGAUUGGACACAAACGCCGGUUUUCUGGUUUGUGUGAGAAUAAUACGUCUUGGGUCCUAGCGUUUAAAUAUUUGAUGUUAUUGUGUUUUGUGUGUUUGAGUGGCAAUGGCUGUCAUAAAACUAUUAUCAGUGACUUCUUUUUGUUCUG
Molecule: messenger RNA, 2123 nt
Organism: Tarenaya hassleriana
Lineage: Eukaryota; Viridiplantae; Streptophyta; Magnoliopsida; Brassicales; Cleomaceae
Product: F-box/kelch-repeat protein At3g27150
Exons: 2
Coding region: 543-1826 (427 amino acids)
Cellular component (GO): cytosol
Molecular function (GO): protein binding
Source: RefSeq, a predicted model, not a curated record